This is a messenger RNA of Oryzias latipes (Japanese medaka), 1125 nucleotides long. It is a transcript of the gene irak1bp1, whose product is annotated as interleukin-1 receptor-associated kinase 1 binding protein 1. Lineage: Eukaryota; Metazoa; Chordata; Actinopteri; Beloniformes; Adrianichthyidae. The record is from RefSeq and is a predicted model, not a curated record. Gene Ontology annotation, biological process: positive regulation of canonical NF-kappaB signal transduction; immune response.
UGGCCUAGUGAGCGUUACGUCACAAAUUACGCGACACGCAGUGUCCUCUAAACAGCGCGAAAAUGAUUUAGGUCCACCCUAUGCGAUGAGCAGCUCUAACCGGGUCGUUGCCGUGAUACCGGCGGCUGCCGGCUGGGAAUUCUCCGGCAAUGAUCAAGAGAAGGAGCUGGAAUUCAGGUCUGGCGGCAAAGAAACUCCCAAUAACCGCGUGAGGGAGGUGCGAGUCACCGGCACCGCUGAGGUUUCCUGCCCGGCGGACAGAGCGUCUGUGCGGGUCAAUGUGAGCAACAGCAAGGAGUCCGUCAACGAGGUGGCCAACAGCGUCUCCCGGCGACUCGAAUACAUUUUACAGGCUCUCAGACAGCACGGCAUUCGGGAUGAAGACACCUCAGUGAGGAGGUUCCUCCAGCGAGAUGCUGACGUGUAUCGCAUGGACGCAGAGAUUUUAGCCACUUUCUCUGAUUUUGAGAAGAUGGAGCAAAUACGCAGCAUCCUCCUGGAGAAGCUGGACCGGAGCGUUUGUGUGGGAACGCCUCAGUUUUUCCACAGUCCCGAGAGCCUGAGCGGGACGAGGCGGCGUGCGUGCGUGUCGGCCGUUGAAAACGCUCAACAGAAGGCCAGAGAAGUGGGUCAGCUGUUAGGGCAGAGUCUGGGACCCCCCCUUCUGGUGAAAGAGGAGGAGGCCAAGGAGUGGAGGAACGAGGAGGAGGAAGGUGGAGGCAGCGGCGGCGGCGAACAGGGUCCGCCGCCUCUUCCUCGUUUGCCCCACAUCCCGACCGUGACGGCUCACGCCACGGUGUCCGCCUCCUUCAGCUUCAGGGACAAAAGCAGGAAGAAAGUGUGAAACUGAACUUUGUAAAACGCUUUAUUGCAUCGUCACAGUAGUGCAAAUGUUCAGCGUUGGCAUUUAGACCAACAGUUUUCUAAAGACGUCCUUUUAAAAAGGAGAUUUCAGGCAUUUAUAAGCUACACUUAAAAAAAACAAACUUUAAAUUCCAGUCAAACCAUGAAUUUGUCCUUUAUUUUAUAUUGAAACACUGAUUUUUUUUUGUGUGCAAUAUUUCCCUCUUUAACACCAUUAUUACUGCCUUUUAAGGCUAAAUUAAAACCAUUUUUUUCCCUGAA